Cyclopterus lumpus (lumpfish) is the source of this 3071-nucleotide messenger RNA. Its product is annotated as hexokinase HKDC1-like. The transcript has 22 exons. Gene Ontology annotation, cellular component: cytosol; mitochondrion. The coding region runs from base 52 to 2841 and encodes 929 amino acids. Lineage: Eukaryota; Metazoa; Chordata; Actinopteri; Perciformes; Cyclopteridae. Gene Ontology annotation, biological process: glycolytic process; glucose 6-phosphate metabolic process; intracellular glucose homeostasis. The record is from RefSeq and is a predicted model, not a curated record. Gene Ontology annotation, molecular function: D-glucose binding; mannokinase activity; fructokinase activity.
CAAGACUACCAGGAGGGAAGAAACAGACUUUCUGUAUUUCAGUAGUUGCACAUGCAAAAUGAGGAUCCCACCAAGAUGGUGGACAGGUGUCUGGUCGCCAUGCAUCUCCAUGACGACCAGUUAAGUGAUAUCUCAGCACGAUUCCAGGCUGAAAUGAAGAAAGGGCUUUCGGUGGAAAGCAAUGCUGCAGCAGCGGUGAAGAUGCUGCCAACACACGUCCGCUCCACUCCUGAUGGAUCGGAGAAAGGGCAGUUUAUGGUGUUGGAUCUUGGAGGAUCCAGGUUUAAGGUGCUGCAAGUUAAAGUGAGAGAGGGCAUGGGCAUUAAGAGGGGAGGAGUGGAGAUGGUGGAGAAGACCUAUCCCAUACCCAAGGAGCUACACAUCGGGAGUGGAACAGAGCUAUUUGACCAUGUGUCAGAGUCUCUGAAGGACUUCCUGCAUGAGAAGAACAUCAGUUUGGAGAAGAAACAUCCUUUAGCCUUCACCUUCUCAUUCCCCUGUGAACAAUCCACCUUAAAUCAGGGGUUAUUGUUAAACUGGAGUAAAAACUUUCGGGCUCGAGGCCUUCAGGGUAAAGAUGUGGUCCAGGCCCUCAGAGGGGCUAUCGACAGAACUGGGGGUAUGGAUGUAGAGGUAUUAGCCAUGGUUAAUGACACUGUAGCAACUAUGAUGACCUGCGGUGUUGAUGACCAGUACUGUGAAGUCGGACUCAUCGUUGGUACUGGCACCAAUGCGUGCUACAUGGAGGAGCUGCGUCACGUCGACCUGGUGGAGGGAGACGAGGGCAGGAUGUGUGUGAACACUGAGUGGGGAGCCUUCGGAGACGACGGGGCGCUGAAAGAUUUCAUCACUGAGUUUGACAGGGAUGUGGACGCGGCCUCCAACAACCCUGGAAAACAAAUUCUAGAAAAGAUGGUCAGUGGGAUGUAUCUGGGUGAGUUAGUGAGGCUGGUUGUAUUAAAGAUGGCUAAACUCAGACUGCUGUUUAAUGGACAUGUGUCUGAUGCCCUGAGGACUAAAGGGACAAUAACCACUGAACAUGUAGCGGCCAUGGAGGAGUACAAAAAUGAUCUGACGAACACCAGAAACAUUCUCAUGGAUCUUGAUUUGACGCCAACAUCUGAUGACUGUGUUGCUGUUCAACAUGUCAGCACCAUAGUGUCCUUCAGGUCCUCAAAUCUGGUGGCUGCAGCACUGGCUGCCAUCUUGACUCGAAUUAAGCAAAACAGGAAUUUGAGGACAUUGAGGAUCACUGUCGGUGUGGAUGGAACUGUGUACAAGAUGCAUCCACAGUAUCCUAAACGCCUCCAUGAAGUAGUGCGGCGCCUACUCCCCGAGUGCCAUGUCAGGUUUGUCCUCUCAGACAGCGGCAGCAGCAAAGGAGCUGCUUUGGUUUCAGCAGUCGCCCAACGACUGGCAUCCCGAAGGCUACAGGUGGAUGAGAUGCUGUCACCCUUCAGACUGAGCCAAGAGCAGCUCCAGUUGGUGAAGACCAGGAUGAGGAUGGGGCUUGAAGCAGGGCUGAAGAGCAAAGGCCCCUCUGCUAUUAAGAUGCUGCCUUCUUUUGUUUACCGUACACCUGAUGGCACCGAGCAUGGAAAGUACCUUUCCUUGGAUCUGGGAGCAACAAACUUCAGAGCGUUGCUGGUGAAUUUUAAACGAGGUCUGCAACAGACCUCACAACUUUACCACAAGAUCUACCCCAUACCACUGGAGAUAAUGCAGGGAAGUGGAGAGGAGUUGUUUGAUCUUAUAGCGCAGUGUCUAAGUGACUUCCUGGACUACAUGGGGAUGAAGAAUGCUCGUCUUCCUGCAUGCUUCAUCUUCUCUUUCCCCUGCGAGCAGACAGCUAUUGACACGGGCACAUUGGUGAGCUGGACCAAAGGCUUCAAAGCCACAGACUGUGAAGGACAUGAUGUUGUCAGCAUGCUAAGGGAAGCCAUCAAGAGACGCAACGAGUUUGACUUGGACAUCGCAGCAGUUGUCAAUGACACAGUGGCGACCAUGAUGAGCUGUGCCUAUGAAGACCCUCUGUGUGAAAUUGGACUGAUUGCUGGAACUGGCACUAAUGUGUGUUACAUGGAGGAGCUCAAGAACAUUGAGAAGAACAAAGAAAAGACAGGAAAAAUGGAAAGAGUGGAGUGGGCGCCUCAAGAGGAGGAUAAGGAUGAUGGGAGAGAAAGAGAGAGAAAGGAGAUACCAAAGAUGUGUAUAAACACAGAAUGGGGGGGAUUGGGGGACGAUGGCUCUCUUGAUGACAUCAUCACAUCGUACGACAUUGAGGUUGACAAAAACUCACUGCACCCUGAAAAACAAAGGUUUGAAAAGCUGACGAGUGGGAUGUAUUUAGGAGAAGUUGUUCGUCAGGUAUUAUUGGAUUUAACCAAAGGAGGUUUGCUCUUUAGAGGCCACGUCACUGAAGCUUUAAAAACACCUGGAAUAUUCCAAACCAAAUACCUGUCACAAAUAGAGAGUGACCGCCUGGCUCUACUGCAGGUCAGAUCUAUUCUCCAACAGCUGGGGCUUGACUGCACCUGUGAUGACAGCAUUAUUGUCAAAGAGGUAUGUGGGGCAGUGUCACGUCGUGCCGCUCAGCUGUGUGGGGCAGGAAUGGCGGCUGUGGUCGAUAAGAUCAGAGAGAACCGAGGACUGGACCAUCUGAACAUCACUGUAGGGGUGGACGGGAAACUCUACAAACUACAUCCACAUUUCUCCGGCAUCCUCCAAGAGACUGCCAAAGUUUUGGCUCCUCAGUGUGACAUGACCUUCCUGCCAUCAGAAGGCAGCGGGAAGGGUGCUGCCCUUAUUACAGCUGUGGCCAGACAGGAGCUGGAGAUGUAACUGAAAAGAAAGUUUCUCCAACAACUUCUUUUGACUCAACAGCAAGGAGCAUCACCUGGCGGGCAUAACACAUGCAGGUUUUUACUGCAUGAGCCAUCACAGACUUCCCACCCACGAAAACAGACAUUUGUGCUGAAAGAUUGAGAAGAAAAAUGGAAGCACUGCUACCAGCGAUUCAAAUCUGGUUCUUAAUUUUUAAAGAAUUAAAUUACAAUGAACAGUUUUUUAGA